AUGCAAGCUAUUUUGAUGUUACUCCCAUUAAAGGAACAAAAACAAGGUGACGCCCCUACUGAAGGCAACAAUGUGGGAGCAGAAUGGGUAACGGACUAUGGUGAUCAAUUCACAACUUAUUCGAUAUUCAAUGGUAGAGAUGCAUUACUUAGAUGGGCUCAUGCACAAGGAAAAAUGAAUAAUAUUGUCAAUUUAAUUAAAAGGUCUAAUUAUGGAGGUGAGGGCAAAAGGAGACCUCGAGUAAUACUUGCUUGUGAAAGGAGCGGUAACUAUAAGUCUUGCAAGUCUAGUGAGACAACUGAUAUAAGGUCGGAUGCAAAUAGUGAUAUGAAAAAAUGUGCUAAGGACACUAGUACCAAGAAAUGUGGAUGUCCAUUCUUGUUAAAAGGUGUCAAUAUUGGUGAUGGGGAUGAUUGGAAGUUGGAGGUGGUUUGUGGAGUACAUAACCAUCAUAUUUCAGAGUAUCUUCAAGGUCAUUCAUUUAUAGGGCGACUUUCUGAAGAGGAGAAUGCCUUAUUGGUGGACAUGUCUAAGAGUUUGGUGAAACCCAGAGAUAUUUUGGUAACCUUGAAGGAUAGAGAUGCAAUGAAUGUUUCAACUAUGAAGACAAUAUACAAUGCUAGGAUCCGAAAUAGAACCAAAGAAUUUGUUGGGAGAACCCAAAUGCAACAGUUGCUUACUAAGUUAUCCGAACACAAUUAUAUUGAGUGA
Messenger RNA from Prunus persica (peach), 711 nucleotides. RefSeq lists its product as uncharacterized. Lineage: Eukaryota; Viridiplantae; Streptophyta; Magnoliopsida; Rosales; Rosaceae. The record is from RefSeq and is a predicted model, not a curated record. Gene Ontology annotation, cellular component: mitochondrion. Gene Ontology annotation, molecular function: methylmalonate-semialdehyde dehydrogenase (acylating, NAD+) activity; malonate-semialdehyde dehydrogenase (acetylating, [NAD(P)+]) activity. Gene Ontology annotation, biological process: thymine catabolic process; L-valine catabolic process. Bases 1 to 711 code for a protein of 236 amino acids. The transcript is spliced from 2 exons.